This is a messenger RNA of Ambispora leptoticha, 2045 nucleotides long. NCBI's taxonomy places the organism in Eukaryota, Fungi, Glomeromycota, Glomeromycetes, Archaeosporales, Ambisporaceae. The record is from the annotation of a GenBank genome assembly.
AUGGUAAAUGCACAAGAAUAUAUAAAUGAAAAGUACCCAAAAGAUGGAGUAUGCAAAAGUGGUAGUGAUAAAGAAAACAAAGGCAAAAAAAGAGAUGAGAUAAUUGUAUUAGAUCUUAGCAAAGGAAAGGUUGGUAAAGGACUUUUUAAUAAUGAUGGCAAAACUUUAGAUGGUUCUUUAAAACUAGAAAGUUUUACUAGUUUACAAAAACUAAUAAUUUCUUCCCAGCAAAUAACUAGUUUAGAUUUAAAUGAUUGUCCUAAUUUAAAAGAAGUAGAUCUAAGUAAUUGUCCAAAAGAACUUGUUGAAAAUAAGGAUGCCAUAAAAUCUCACCUUGUUUUUAACAUUAAGAAAACUAAAUUAAUAAAAGGACCGAUUAUAACUCCCGCCGGAGAAAAUGUUAGAAAUUUUGAAGAAGUAUUUUUAGAAGGAAAGUAUGGGGUCAGUAAAACCAAAGGAUUUCAAAAGAAUGAUGAACCUUUCGAAUGGAACGGAAAAAAAUAUUAUUUGAUUGACAACAUCGGGUUUGGUGAUACGAGCAAAGACUCAAUCAAAGAAGAAGAUAUUUUAAAAAGGGUAGGAGAAGGAAUUUAUUCUGCUCAAGAAGGAAUCAAUCAAAUUCUUUUUGUGGUCAAAGGAAGAUUUACGGAAAAGCACAUAGAGGCUUUUAAAUUAUUUGAAAACUUUAUCUCUGACACUGGCAUUGCUAAAUUUACGACUAUUGUCAAGACUGGAUUUUCAAACUUUCGAGACCCAGAAUCACGCGAAAGGGACAAAAAAGCUUUAAUUAGGGAAAAUAAGGAUCUUAAAGAAAUAAUUGAGUCAUGUAGUAACAUUAUACAUGUUGACAAUCCAGCAAUGACAGAUGGAAAAGAAAAAAUAGAAAAGGAAAAAAGCAACUUGUUUAAAGAAUUAAGAAUUAAAUUAAGAUUAAAAACUAAAAAAAUACUCUUAAUUGGGAGGUCAGGUCGGGGUAAAUCAACCUUAGCCAAUGUGUUAAUUAACCAAGUUGAUGAAAAUGAAAAGUUUAAAAAAUUUGAACAAUUAUUCGAAGAAGGUGAUUUAAGUGUUAGUCAGACUAGAAAUAUCCAAAGUGAAAAGUUCGAGCAAGAGUUUACUAAGCAAGAAGAAUUAAAAAAAAUAUCCUACCAAGUAAUUGAUACUCCGGGGAUUGGCGACACCAAGUUAUCGCCGGAAGAAAUAUUAGAUAUCAUUGGAGAAGCAGUUUAUUUAGUUCGAGAGGGGGUAGAUCGAGUUUUUUUUGUCACUAACGAUCGAUUUGACCAACAUGAAACGGCUACUUAUGAUUUACUAAGAAAAGCCAUUUUUGAUGACCAAAUUACUAAACAUACUACUAUAGUUCGCACUAAUUUCGCAGCUUUCAAAAAUAAAAGAGAAUGUGAAAAUGACAUCAAGGAAAUGAAAGAAAAUGAUUCAUUAAAAGAAGUGAUUGAAUCCUGUCAAGGAAGAGUUAUUCAUGUAGAUAACCCUCCAAUAAAUACAAAGGGGGCUAGCGAAGAAGAAAUAGAACUUAAUAAAAGUAAAAGAGGAGACACUAAAAAAUUACUUCUCGAUCAUUUAGAAAAAACUUGUCAAGAAAAUGUUUAUAAACCUCAAAACCUAAUAGAGUUAAGCGAAAAAAUUCAGAAAAUAAUAGAGAAAAAAAAGAAAUUAGGUGAAGCAUUAGAUAAAUUAAAAGAGCAAUUAAAAAUAGUAGAAGGAAAAGUAAGAGGUGAGAAAUUAUUACAAGUUAUAAAAGAUCUAAAUGAAGAAAUAGAAAAAAAAAAUGUUGCUAUACGUCGAGCAAUAUUUGAACAUGUUCAGUCGAAGGUAAACAACAAAGAGUUAAAACAUAUUGCUGAAAAUAAAGAAGAAACAAAUGAAUCAACUACUCCUAAAAAAAUCAAAGGAAAGGAUUCAGAAGUAAAGUUAGAGGGCGAGGAAACUAUCAGUAGCAUAAACACAGCAAAUGAAUCAAAGGAAGAGGAUGCAGAACUAUCUAAGGCAAUUACUGAGAUAAUAACUGAUUUAAUUGAAGAAGAAAG